UGUUUGAUUUCCUUACAUAUACUGGUGGGGACUGCCCAUUGUUCUUUUUGUCAGGAUUCUCUUCCACUCACUAUAUACCAAUUGAAAGGAAUAGAAUUACAACAAACAAAGAAAGAACCAAUUAUUAAUUAGAAAAAAGACACUCUAGAGAGUAAGAUUCUUUAUCUCUCUGUUGUCUCUCCCAUUCUUUAAACAGCAGGCUCUCCUUUGUUUUACUUUCUGAUAUGAAUUCAGUAAUGGCUAGAAGCUCAAACAACAUGUCCUCUAAGAGACAUUUUCAUUGGACUAACAAGGUUGGAACUGAAGAUGAUGAAGUUCACACUUCAGAAUCGUUUUCGACGCUCAUUCAGAAGGAGGAUAAGAAAGAAGGUGACAAGGUUGUUGAUCCUGAGGUUUCAUCAGUCGCUAAAGCCGCUGCACAUGCAACAAGGAGGAAGCUGAGAGCAGUAGCGAUUUCAAGGCUUCGCUCGGCUCUCACUGUGUUUGGCAAGAACCGAUCGAGUACACCUUUUGGUCUCGGCUCUCGUGUAGUUGGCACACUCUUUGGAUAUAGACGUGGGCAUGUACAUUUUGCAUUUCAGAAAGACCCAACUUCUCAAGAAGCCUUUUUUAUUGAGCUUGCAACACCGAUCAGUGGUUUGGUUCGUGAAAUGGCUUCUGGGUCAGUAAGAAUUGCUCUGGAAUGUGACAAGGAGAAAGAAAAAGAAGAGACGAAAGGUUUGAGGUUGCUUGAAGAGCCUUUGUGGAGGACAUAUUGCAAUGGCAAGAAAUGUGGUUUUGCUAACAGAAGAGAAUGUGGGCAAAAGGAGUGGAAUAUUCUCAAAGCUGUUGAGCCAAUUUCAAUGGGUGCUGGUGUUAUACCAGGAACUGAUGAUGGAUCAGUAGCAGGACCAGAAGGUGAACUUAUGUACAUGAGGGCAAAGUUUGAGAGAGUUGUUGGGUCUAGAGACUCUGAAGCUUUCUAUAUGAUGAAUCCUGAUAGCAAUGGUGUUCCUGAGCUCAGCAUUUAUUUGCUUAGAGUCUAGUAGCCUUUGCAAGUUCUGUUUAUUGUACUUAGUUUUCCUUUUCUCAUUUUGUUCUUGUGUAACUUGGGAUUGUGGGUGGGUUAUUUAUUGGUAUACUACUUGCUUAGUUAGCUCUUAAAUCAUGAACAUGGAGAUCUAGUCCUCUCCAUGUUUGUCUUUGCUAUCUUCAUUUUCUUUUUACUUGAGGUAUAAGUGAGUUCAAGAAAUCUAUAUCAACAAUCAGCAUUCAGCAGUGCCUGCACUCAGUGAUCUUGACUUGAUCAAGAUUUGACUGAUCAAAUUUGUUCUCAAUUUUGUCAAAGUCACAAUGUAAGCUGUUAGAUAGAAAUCUAACAGUAUAAAUGUGCUGACUACAGUGAAGGUAGGAAAUUCCAAAUGUAUUCAGUUAUGUAGGUUCACUGUUGUUUUUGUUAGAAUAGGCAAGUAGGCCAAGUCAUAAAGGGGGGACAUAGUGGGAUAAACAAUACUUUCAAGCAUGGUAGUGGUGAGGUGGGUCAUGAAAGGUGUAUAUGUGUAAUUUUCUUAUUGCAAUCCUUUAAUUAAUGAUGAGGGACGGAGGUUAAUGCAAAUCAUGAUUGUCUACACAAUUUUUAUUUCAA
This is a messenger RNA of Trifolium pratense (red clover), 1624 nucleotides long. RefSeq names its product protein MIZU-KUSSEI 1-like. The transcript has a single exon. The record is from RefSeq and is a predicted model, not a curated record. Bases 225 to 1025 code for a protein of 266 amino acids. NCBI's taxonomy places the organism in Eukaryota, Viridiplantae, Streptophyta, Magnoliopsida, Fabales, Fabaceae. Gene Ontology annotation, biological process: hydrotropism.